UCCAAUUAAAGCCGGGCAGCAGAAUACACACACCAAAGUCAGCAUGGAGCACAACAAGGAGUGUCUCAUAAACAUUUCCAAGUACAAAUUCUCCCUGGUCAUAAGUGGACUUACACACAUCCUCAAGAACGUGAACAUCAUGAAGAUAUACGGAGAAGCUGCUGAAAAGAAUUUAUACUUGUCUCAGCUGAUUAUAUUGGAUACACUGGAAAAAUGUCUUGCUGGGCAACCAAAAGACUGUAUGCGAUUGGACGAGACGAUGCUUGUCAAGCAGCUGCUACCCGAGAUUUGCCAUUUUAUUCAUACGCAUCGGGAGGGAAACCAGCAUGCAGCCGAGCUCCGGAUUUCUGCAUCAGGAGUCCUGUUUUCUUUAAGCUGCAAUAAUUUUAAUGCAGUUUUCAGUCGGAUUUCAACAAGGCUACAAGAACUGACAGUUUGCUCUGAGGACAACGCUGAUGUCCAUGAUAUAGAUUUGAUACAGUACAUCAACGUGGACUGCGCAAAACUUAAAAGGCUUUUGCAGGAGACAGUCUUCAAGUUUAAAUCGCUGAAGAAGGUGGCCCAGCUGGCGGUUAUCAACAGUCUUGAAAAGGCAUUCUGGAAUUGGGUAGAAAAUUAUCCUGAUGAGUUUACAAAAUUGUACCAGAGACCUCAGACGGAUAUGGCAGACUGUGCAGAGAAGUUAUUUGACUUGGUGGACAAUUUUGCAGAAAGCAACAAGCGGAAAGUAGCUGUAUGGCCCUUGCAGAUCAUUUUGCUAGUUCUGUGUCCUGAAAUUAUCCAGGACAUUUCUAAGGAAGUUGUAGAAGAAAACAAAAUGAACAAGAAACUAUUUCUUGAAAACCUCAGGAAAGCUUUAACUGGGCAUGGCGUAGGAAAACCACUGACUGAAAGUGCUGCAAUUGCUUGUGUCAAGUUGUGCAAGGCUUCCACUUAUGUCAAUUGGGAGGAUAAUUCCGUCAUAUUUCAUCUUGUCCAGUCUUUAGUCAUUGACUUGAAGAAUUUGCUGUUCAAUCCCAGCAAACCUUUCUCGAGAGGUGCAGGAAACCAGAAUGCAGAUGUGGAUCUUAUGAUUGACUGCCUUGUUUCUUGCUUUAGGAUCAACCCUCACAACAACCAGCAUUUCAAAAUUUGCUUGGCACAGUCCUCGCCUUCAACAUUUCAUUAUGUGCUGGUUAAUUCUUUGCACAGGAUUAUCACCAAUUCUGCACUGGACUGGUGGCCCAAGAUCGAUGCUGUUUAUUGCUACUCAGGAGAACUCCGCAGCAUGUUUGCUGAAACGCUCAGAAUUGUCAUGCAGUUACAUACAGCAAUCCGUCUGACGCCGAGUCUUACCUUUAAAGAGAAAAUGCCAUACCUUAAAUUUAAAGAGAAGCCCACCGAUCUGGAGACCAGAAGUUAUAAGUACUUGUUGCUGUCAAUAGUCAAACUCAUCCAUGGGGACCCAAAGCUGCUUUUAUAUAACCCAGGAAAAGCAGGACCUGACACACAGAACAGUACCGCAGAGUUAAUUAACGGAUUGGUACAGUUGGUCCCCCAGACAAACAUGCCGGAGGUGGCACAAGAAGCCAUGGAGGCAUUGUUGGUUCUACAUCAACCAGACAGCAUUGAACUGUGGAAUCCAGAUGCACCAGUAGAAACCUUCUGGGAAAUAAGUUCUCAAAUGAUCUUCUGCAUAUGUAGGAAAUUGACAGGCCACCAAAUGCUCAACAGCACGGAAGUCCUUAAAUGGCUCCGAGAAAUAUUGAUUUGCAGAAAUAAAUUUCUUCUUAAAUACAAGGAAAGUGCUGCAGCUGGAAGUGGAAUCCCAAUUUGCCGACAAGCUCAGACUAAAUUGGAAGUUUCCCUCUACAUGUUUCUCUGGAGCCCAGAUAUUGAAGCUGUUCUAGUGGCAAUGUCAUGUUUCCGGAGCUUGUGUGAAGAGGCUGAAAUCCGUUGUGGGGUGGAUGAAGUGUCUGUCCACAAUUUCUUACCAAAUUACAACACCUUCAUGGAGUUUGCAUCUGUCAGCAAUAUGUUGUCAACUGGCAGAGCAGCUCUACAGAAGCGAGUUAUGGCCUUACUUAGAAGAAUAGAGCAUCCGACAGCUGGAAACACAGAGGCAUGGGAAGACACAUAUGCAAAGUGGGAGCAAGCAACAAAGUUAAUCUUAAACUUCCCAAAGACUAAACUGGAAGAUGGUCAGGUCACUGAAAGUCUUCAUAAGACCAUUGUGAAGAGGAGGAUGUCUCACGUGAGCGGAGGUGGAUCUAUAGAUCUUUCAGAUACGGACUCUCUCCAGGAGUGGAUUAACAUGACUGGGUUUCUUUCAGCCCUUGGUGGAGUUUGUCUGCAGCAUCGAAGCAGUGUCGGACUUGUCACUUACAGUCCGCCAAUGGGCCCUGUAAAUGAACGCAAAGGCUCUGUCAUCUCAAUGGUGUCUACGGAGGGAAAUGCUGAAACCCCUGUCAGCAAGUUUCUUGAUAGGCUUCUGUCUUUGAUGGUAUGCAACAAUGAGAAGGUUGGAGUGCAGAUACGAACAAACAUUAAAGACUUGGUUGGUUUAGAAUUAAGCCCUGCCUUGUAUCCAAUGCUCUUUAACAAAAUGAAGAACAAUAUCAGCAAGUUUUUUGACUCCCAGGGGCAGGUUUUACUUAAUGACACCAAUACCCAGUUUGUUGAACAGACAAUUACCAUUCUGAAGAACUUGCUCGAUAAUCACACAGAAGGCAGUUCUGAACAUUUGGGACAAGCCAGUCUUGAGACCAUGAUGCUCAAUCUUGUCAGGUAUGUCCGUGUACUGGGGAACAUGGUGCAUGCCAUUCAGAUCAAGACAAAGCUUUGUCAACUGGUGGAGGUGAUGAUGGAAAGAAGGGACGAUCUUUCUUUUUGUCAGGAAAUGAAAUUCAGAAAUAAGAUGGUAGAAUACUUGACAGACUGGGUAAUGGGAACUUCUAAUCAAGCAGCAGAUGAAGAUGUCAAGUGUCUAACCAGGGACCUAGACCAGGCAAGCAUGGAGGCUGUGGUGUCUCUUCUUGCUGGACUACCUCUUCAACCUGAGGAAGGAGAUGGAGUAGAAUUAAUGGAAGCUAAAUCACAGUUGUUUCUCAAAUAUUUCACCCUGUUCAUGAAUUUACUGAAUGACUGUAGCGAGGUAGAAGAUGAUGGGACCCAGACAGGGGGCAGGAAGAGAGGAAUGUCACGGCGAUUGGCUUCCUUACGACAUUGUACAGUUUUGGCUAUGUCAAAUCUGUUAAAUGCCAAUGUAGACAGUGGCCUUAUGCAUUCAAUAGGUCUUGGCUAUCAUAAGGAUCUACAGACGAGAGCUACUUUUAUGGAAGUCCUUACAAAAAUCCUUCAACAGGGGACAGAAUUUGAUACUCUGGCUGAAACAGUCUUGGCUGAUCGCUUUGAAAGACUGGUAGAAUUGGUCACCAUGAUGGGUGACCAAGGGGAGUUGCCCAUUGCCAUGGCUCUCGCCAAUGUCGUUCCGUGCUCACAAUGGGAUGAGCUUGCACGUGUCCUUGUGACGCUCUUUGAUUCCAGACAUCUCCUGUAUCAGCUUCUGUGGAACAUGUUUUCUAAGGAAGUCGAGCUAGCAGACUCCAUGCAGACACUUUUCAGAGGAAACAGCUUGGCUAGUAAAAUUAUGACCUUUUGUUUUAAGGUUUAUGGGGCCACCUAUCUCCAGAAGCUUUUGGAACCCUUGCUGAGAGUAAUCAUUACAGCCCCAGAGUGGCAGCAUGUCAGUUUUGAGGUCGACUCUACAAGGUUGGAUGGAGUUGAAGUCCUUGAAGAAAAUCAGCGUUGUCUUCUGCAGAUGACUGAGAAGUUCUUUCAUGCCAUUAUAAACUCGACCCUUGAGUUCCCUACCCAGUUGCGGAGUGUGUGCCAUUGUUUGUAUCAGGCAACUUGCCACUCCCUACUGAAUAAAGCUACCGUUAAAGAAAAAAAGGAAAACAAAAAAUCAGUUGUAAGCCAGAGAUUUCCACAGAACAGCAUUGGUGCAGUAGGAAGUGCCAUGUUCCUUAGGUUCAUUAAUCCGGCCAUUGUGUCUCCUUAUGAAGCAGGGAUAUUGGACAAGAAGCCACCUCCAAGAAUUGAACGUGGCUUAAAGUUAAUGUCUAAGAUUCUCCAGAGUAUUGCCAAUCACGUAUUGUUUACGAAAGAGGAGCACAUGCGUCCCUUUAAUGAAUUUGUGAAGAGCAACUUUGACGCUGCACGAAGGUUUUUCUUUGACAUUGCAAAUAAUUGCCCCCCAAGUGACACAGUUAAUCACAGCCUCUCCUUUAUUACGGAUGGGAAUGUACUUGCCUUACAUCGGUUGCUCUGGAACAAUCAGGAGAAGAUUGGACAGUACCUUUCUAGUAACCGGGAUCAUAAAGCUGUUGGUAGGCGGCCAUUUGAUAAAAUGGCAACUCUGCUUGCUUAUCUUGGCCCCCCAGAACACAAACCAGUAGCGGACACGCAUUGGUCUAGCUUGAAUCUGACCAGUUCCAAGUUUGAAGAAUUUAUGACCAGGCAUCAGGUACACGAGAAAGAAGAAUUUAAAGCAUUAAAAACUCUAAAUAUAUUUUACCAAGCAGGGACAUCAAAGGCCGGGAAUCCAGUUUUCUACUACAUUGCGAGGCGGUUUAAGACUGGUCAAAUAAACGGAGAUUUAUUGAUCUACCAUGUCCUUCUGACUUUAAAGCCAUACUAUGCCAAGCCAUAUGAGAUAGUGGUAGAUCUCACACACGCUGGGCCCAGCAAUCGUUUCAAGACAGACUUCCUUUCGAAAUGGUUUGUGGUUUUUCCUGGCUUUGCUUAUGAAAAUGUGACAGCCGUUUAUAUCUACAACUGUAACUCCUGGGUGAGGGAAUAUACUAAAUACCAUGAGCGGCUGUUAACUGGACUGAAGGGCAGCAAGAGGCUGAUUUUCAUUGAUCCAUCAGGAAAGUUGGCCGAACACAUAGAACACGAUCAGCAGAAACUCCCAGCUGCCACACUUGCUUUGGAAGAGGACUUGAAGCUGUUCCAUAAUGCACUUAAACUGGCCCACAAAGACACUAAAGUGUCCAUAAAAGUUGGUUCCACAGCUGUCCAGGUCACGUCAGCUGAGAGGACGCGGGUUUUGGGGCAGUCCGUGUUUUUGAAUGAUAUUUACUAUGCGUCUGAAAUUGAAGAAAUCUGUUUGGUGGAUGAAAAUCAGUUCACCUUAACCAUUGCCAACCAAGGAACACCUCUCACAUUCAUGCAUCAGGAGUGUGAAGCCAUUGUCCAGUCUAUAAUUCACAUACGGACUAGAUGGGAACUGUCACAACCAGAUUCUAUUCCCCAACACACUAAGAUCCGUCCAAAGGAUGUUCCGGGAACACUACUCAACAUUGCGUUGCUUAACCUGGGGAGUUCUGAUCCAAGUCUACGGUCUGCUGCCUAUAACCUUCUGUGUGCCUUAACAUGUACCUUUAAUUUAAAGAUUGAAGGGCAGUUACUGGAGACUUCGGGUCUUUGCAUCCCGGCCAACAAUACACUUUUCAUUGUCUCCAUUAGCAAGACACUGGCAGCUAAUGAACCUCACCUAACCCUAGAAUUUUUGGAAGAGUGCAUUUCUGGCUUCAGCAAAUCCAGUAUUGAACUGAAACAUCUGUGUCUGGAGUACAUGACCCCUUGGUUACUAAAUCUUAUCCGCUUCUGUAAACUUACUGACGAUGCAAAGCGCCAACGUGUCAGUGCGAUCUUGGACAAGUUGAUUACCAUGACUAUCAACGAAAAACAAAUGUAUCCGUCCAUACAAGCAAAAAUAUGGGGCAGUUUGGGGCAGAUCACAGAUCUUCUUGAUGUCGUUCUUGACAGCUUCAUUAAAACCAGCGCAACGGGUGGCCUGGGAUCUAUUAAAGCUGAGGUCAUGGCAGAUACAGCAGUUGCUCUAGCAUCUGGCAAUGUCAAGCUGGUUUCAAGCAAGGUCAUUGGAAGGAUGUGUAAAAUAAUAGACAAGACCUGCCUUUCUCCCACUCCUACGCUGGAGCAGCAUCUCAUGUGGGAUGAUAUUGCCAUACUCGCCCGAUACAUGCUUAUGCUGUCUUUUAACAACUCAUUGGAUGUGGCUGCCCAUCUUCCCUACCUCUUUCAUGUUGUCACGUUAUUGGUUGCUACAGGUCCUCUUUCUCUUCGAGCUUCCACCCAUGGACUUGUGAUCAAUAUCAUUCACUCUCUGUGCACUUGCUCACAGCUGCAUUUCAGUGAGGAGACAAAACAAGUACUGCGGCUCAGUCUGACCGAAUUCUCUCUUCCCAAAUUCUAUCUACUCUUCGGGAUCAGCAAAGUCAAGUCUGCAGCGGUUAUAGCGUUCCGAUCCAGUUAUCGGGAUCGCUCCUUCUCACCUGGUUCUUACGAAAGAGAGACCUUUGCUCUGACGUCAUUGGAAACUGUUACAGAAGCACUUUUAGAAAUUAUGGAGGCCUGCAUGCGAGAUAUCCCGAAUUGCAAGUGGUUGGACCAGUGGACUGAGCUUGCUCAAAAGUUUGCAUUCCAGUACAAUCCAUCACUUCAGCCUCGAGCGCUCGUUGUGUUCGGGUGCAUCAGCAAACGUGUCUCUCAUGGACAGAUCAAACAGAUCAUUCGCAUCCUGAGCAAAGGACUUGAAAGCUGCUUAAAAGGUCCUGAUAAUUACAAUAGCCAAGUUUUAAUAGAAGCCACUGUGAUAGCACUAACCAAACUACAGCCGCUUCUUAACAAGGAUUCCCCUAUGCACAAAGCCCUCUUUUGGGUGGCUAUGGCAGUACUGCAGCUGGAUGAAGUUAGUUUGUAUUCGGCGGGUACAGCUCUUCUGGAACAAAACCUGCACACAUUAGACAGCCUUCGAGUAUUUAAUGACAAGAGUCCAGAAGAAGUCUUUAUGGAAAUCCGCAAUCCUCUAGAGGAAUGGCAUUGUAAACAAAUGGACCAUUUUGUUGGCCUCAAUUUCAACUCUAACUUUAACUUUGCACUAGUUGGGCACUUGCUAAAAGGCUAUCGACAUCCUUCCCCUACUGCUGUGGCAAGGACAGUACGGAUUCUUCACACUCUGCUUGCACUCGUGAACAAACACAGGAAUUGUGAUAAGUUUGAAGUAAACACUCAGAGUGUUGCUUAUUUAGCAGCUUUGCUUACAGUGUCUGAAGAGGUGAGGAGUCGCUGCAGUUUGAAACACAGAAAAUCACUGCUGCUUACAGAUGUUUCAAUGGAAAAUGUUCCUAUGGAUACAUAUCCGAUGCACCACAGUGACCCCACUUGCAGAACACUGAAGGAAAACCAACCAUGGUUAUCCCCAAAAGGGUCUGGAAUGCACCUAGCUGCAAGCUACCCCACUGUUGGGCAGGUUAGCCCACGGACCAGAAAGUCUAUGAGUCUAGACAUGGGGCAACCAUCACAAGCAAACACUAAAAAACUGCUAGGUACAAGAAAAAGCUUUGACCAUUUAAUAUCUGACACUAAGGCUCCUAAGAGGCAGGAGAAUGAAUCUGGCAUCACUACACCUCCAAAAAUGAGGAGAGUAGCAGAGAAUGAUUAUGACAUUGAUACACCAAGAAUAUCAUCCCCUCAACAACAUCCUCACUUGCGGAAAGUAUCAGUCUCUGAGUCAAAUGUGCUCUUGGAUGAGGAAGUUCUGACUGAUCCUAAAACCCAGGCUCUGUUGCUGACUGUGCUUGCUACACUUGUGAAAUACACUACAGAUGAGUUUGAUCAGCGUAUCCUGUAUGAAUACUUAGCUGAAGCCAGUGUGGUCUUCCCUAAAGUGUUUCCUGUGGUACACAACUUAUUGGACUCUAAGAUCAACACCCUUCUGUCUUUGUGUCAAGACCCAAAUUUAUUAAAUCCUAUACAUGGAAUUGUACAAAGUGUGGUGUACCAUGAAGAAUCCCCUCCACAGUAUCAACCAUCUUACCUGCAAAGCUUUGGAUUUAAUGGGUUGUGGAGGUUUGCUGGUCCUUUCUCAAAGCAAACACAAAUCCCUGACUACGCAGAGCUCAUAGUGAAGUUUCUUGAUGCCUUGAUUGACAAGUACUUGCCUGUUAUCGAUGAAGAAGCCAGUGAGGAGUCGCUGCUGACGCCUACAUCUCCAUACCCUCCUGCUGUGCAGAGCCAACUGAGUAUUACUGCUAACCUUAACCUAUCCAAUUCCAUGACCUCCCUUGCCACUUCCCAGCAUUCCCCAGCUUCUCUGCCUUGCUCUAAAUCUGCAGUUUUCAUGCAGCCACUCCCUCAUCAAGGAAUCGACAAGGAGAACGUGGAAUUGUCCCCCACCACCGGCCAUUCAAAUAGCGGCAGAACGCGCCAUGGUUCAGCGAGCCAAGUGCAAAAGCAGAGAAGUGCUGGCAGCUUCAAACGUCAAAGCAUCAAAAAGAUUGUGUGAAGAUUUUUUAAUUACCCUUUUUAUUUAUUUAUUUUACAGUUCCUUUUCUAAAACAGACUUACCUAAGCGGUUGGCCCUCCAGUGGCCCCGCGCACAAUAUGAUGCUGCACUUAAUUUUUUUAACGUUCCCAUGCAGUCAGCCAUGUCGCCAGAAGAUCAACACAUUGAAAGCAUUGCUUGAACUCGACACCAUUUGGUUUCCUCAGCCUUUUUCUUCUUUUUUUUUCCUUUUCCCGUUCUCUCCAUUCUUAAAGGGAACCAUGGUCACAAGCAUAUCAACAACUUGUGAAUUUCAGAAUGAAGGAUUUUGUAAUUUUGAUAACGGUGGCCCAGCCUUUACUGCAUUUCCUGUUCAAAACGUUAGUGGCAUUUUCAUGAGUCUUUUUGCCUUGUCUUUUUUAUUACUGUUUGUGUUUGUUUUGCAUUUAACAAAUUGUCGAAACUAAUCCUUUCUAGUGGCUUUGGUGGGAAAAGUAUCUUAUUUAAACCCUCCCCCUCUGAAAUCACUUUUAGCUGUGGAAUUUUUUUUACCUAUUUGCUUAGAAUUAACUUCCCAGUCGGGAUUUAUUUUUUAUUUUUAUUAACCUAAUGGUACUUUAAAAGCAAAUAUGAGACAGGUGUGUGAAAGGGGCCACUACUAAUUUGAUUUCUGGGUACUUGCAAUAAAUUUCUCAAAUGAAUUAUAUUUUUAUUCCUAUAAAAAUAUGUUGAUCUAUAUUCCAAACAUUGCUGUUAAAGUAUUGAAGCAUUUCUGUCAUCUUAAAUGCACCAGUGAUUUCUGUCCUUAAAAUGCACUAUUUCUAAAAGGCAGAUUGUAUUCUGAAAUGGAAUCAUUUGACAUGUUGUGUAAAUAUUUGUUUGUAUUAAUUUGACGAGGAAAAAAAAAACUGUUUUAAAAGUAAAAGUGUGGUAAGUAAA
Molecule: messenger RNA, 9271 nt
Organism: Bufo gargarizans (Asiatic toad)
Lineage: Eukaryota; Metazoa; Chordata; Amphibia; Anura; Bufonidae
Gene: NF1
Product: neurofibromin 1
Biological process (GO): regulation of GTPase activity
Source: RefSeq, a predicted model, not a curated record